UUACUCUCGUUACUAAAACUGAAAGAAACGAAAACAAAUGAACUUCCAGUCACGCUUUUUCAUUCAGCGUAAAUAAGCUUCGCACGUGUUCUCUUUGACUAUGUGCCUCACUGAAGCUGUAACGGUAAAAGAUAAAUAUAUGCGACAGACUUACCCGACAGAAACGACGGAACUUCGUCAAGGAACGAAGAUUACAAUUGAGUCAAUCGUGUUAUGUCAUGGCCAACUUGAAGACUACUCUUGAACUAAAGCAGGAACUAAAAAGCGAACCAAGUUGCAGUUGUCCACGCUCAUUCAAUCCGUGUGUACUAUGGUCUAAGCUCUGCAGCUGGUAUUUGCGUCUUUUUGAAAGCUUUUUCGGUUGGUUUGGUGAAGGGAUCGCCAAGAAUCCAUUGAUAACAAUCCAGAUAUGUAUCAUGUUCAUUAGUGUCUGUUCUGUGGGGUUUGUUUGGUUCCAAUCAGAAGGAAGAACUGUAAAACUGUAUAUACCUCAGGAAAGUAAAGCCCUAGAUGACUUGGAAACUGCUGAGAGAUACUUUCGAGUCAACUUUCGAGAUGAGAUCGUCCUAUUGGUAGCAAAGCGCAAUCAUCCCAAUGUUCUUUAUCCUGAGUGUCUGAGACAGGCUUUCCGUGCCCACAAGGCAGUUAUGAACCUGGAAUCCUAUGUCGACUUCUGUAUUACACUGUCGGGGAACAAAUCCAGAUCACCAGAAGACUGCGUGAUGACCAACCCACUAGAAUUUCUCCAAUUUAAUGAGAUUAACCUGAUCGGGAAAGACUUGACACAAGUUCAACUUGAACUAAACAAAGCUGCUAACGACACAAGCUUGGUCACUCGAAAUGGACGCCCCUUUUGGUUCAAUCUCGACGGAGUAUUUGGAAGUAUCACCCGAAAACAGGAGAUCAUAACUGGUGCGAAAGCAUUACAGAUGAUCUAUCCCAUUCGUGCUCCGUCUGAUGACGACGCAUACGAAGACGUGCUCAAGUGGGAGACGAAAUUUAUCGAAAAGAUGGCCUCGUUGGUGGACAAACUUUCUUGCUUUGAAGUCCAUUAUUCAAGCGAACGGAGCAUGGAUGACGCUAUUGAUGAAAGCACUGGGUCUGACGUCACACUGGUGUCAAUCACUUUCACUCUAAUGAUCUCCUUUGCUUGCAUCAUGCUGGGCAAGUUCUUCAAUCCGCUGACCGGUCAUUCCUUGCUUGCUAUCGCAGGAGUGUUUGCAGUGGCCCUAGGCAUUUUAGCAGGACUUGGACUGGGCAUGUGGUUCCGCGUGCCGUUUGUCAGUUUCGUAGGAAUCCUGCCGUUCCUUGUUCUUGGGAUCGGUAUCGACGAUAUGUUCAUUAUGGUAGAUGAGCUUGAUCGACAACCAAGUGACAUGUCAACGAUAAAAAAGAUUAAAGCAGUCACGAGGCACACAGGUACAACCGUUACAAUGACAACCGUGACGGAUUUGGUAGCAUUUGCUGUCAGCACAUCCACUUCGUUCCCAGCUGUAAGGUAUUUCUGCAUCUACGCCGCUCUCACCGUGACGUCAUCAUUCCUGAUGAUUGUCACCUUCUUUGUGGCCGUCAUGACCUACGACGUGAGGAGAAUUAAAUCUGGUCGCAGAGACAACUUUCCAUGCUGUUUGGCACCUCGGCCCAAAGAUGGAGAGCCAGCCUGGGACGAGCCCGUCGCACAGACGUCAAAUCGGGUCAUGAAGGCCUGGGGAAAAUUCUUGAUGUCUCGAGCAACAAAAUGCGUGGUUAUAAUUAUCUCGCUGGCCCUCCUUAAUGCUGGGAUUUACGGAGUCACCCAGGUGGACGAGGCAUUUGAUGAGAGAAUGCUCGCGAAAGAUGAUUCUUAUUACAAACAAUUUUUAAUGGCUCAGCAAAAUCACUUCGACCUUUCCAUGCCAGUGAGCAUCGUGGAGACUGGUGGGGUCGAUUACAAGAUGAGUUCCACCCAGGAGCAAAUCAAAGCACUGACAAACAUCGUCACAGAGAAUGAAUACUACGAAAAACGCUCGUUAUCCUGGAUGGACGAAUUCUCCCAUUACGCUGAGCAAACUAAUAAGAGUAUCACUGGGCCAAAUUUUUUGCCCGCUCUGAAGGAAUUCCUUCGCAUUCCAGCCUUUUCUCAUUUUAGUCAAGAUUUGAAGUUUACUGAGGAUGGUGCCAGACUGGAAGCCUCUCGGAUCCUUGGUUUUAUGAAGGGUAUCAUUAGCUCCACCUUUCAUAAAAACGCCAUGCUCACACUCCGUGAAGAUAUCACAGAAAAAUCGGAACUUGAUGCCUUUCCUAUCAACCGAUUUUUCAUAUACUUUGAGCAGUACGCCAUUACCACCAGAGAAACUGUAAGGAAUCUACUUAUCGCAGCCUUAGCGGUGCUAGUUGUCACAAGCCCCUUUCUGAUGGAUUGUACCGUGACUUUCCUUGUGGUGUUGAACUUUGCAGCCCUGAUAUGCGAGUUAUUUGGUUUAAUGGUCAUCUGGAAUGUUUCGCUGAAUUCUGUAACUAUGAUCAUCCUCGUUAUGGCCAUUGGAUUUGCAGUCGACUACAGUGCCCACAUCGCACAUGCAUACAUAACGUCAAACGAAGCUACAGCUAAUGGACGAGUAGUGCAUGCAUUGAGUACAUUAGGAGCUAGUGUGUUCAUGGGAGGAUUCAGUACCUUCCUUGGCAUGGUCGUUCUUGCAUUUGCCGCAUCGGAGAUCUUCCGAAUAUUCUUCAAAAUGUUCUUCGGCAUUGUCGUACUCGGUCUUCUUCACGGCCUGUGCAUCCUGCCAGUUUAUCUGUCCUUGCUGUGGUGGAGACCGUCUGUUAUUAUCAGAUCCCCCUCACUAGGGGGCGCCUCUGGGAAACUUGGCAGUGGAGACGUCAGAGUGGAAGAGAUCGACGUGACAGAAAACAAAGUUCAGCACGAAAAUAGAAGAGAGAAAACCACUUUGAUAGGUAAAAAUGAAGCCAGCCACGGAGAAGAACAAGAAACAGACACCGCGCAAGGCCUAUUGAAGGAUUCUGUCGAAGCAUUCGUUGAUAAAUGGGCACUAACAAGGGUUCCUGAUCCUGAAAGGGAAACAAACGUCUAGAGGAGGCACCUAAGACUAUUUGGGUAACGCUGCUCAGUAUUCCACUAAACGUCCGUUGAAACUGCUGACUUAGCUGACUAAGCUAACUUAUUGACGUUUAAUCUCACAGAGAUAUUUCCAAUUCAGAGAUGAAAUCGGGACAAUCAGUAGCACACGGGCAACUGAAAACCAUUUUGAUCCCGGAGCUUUUAAACUAAGUGUUAUAAAAGCAAAACUAAAAUAAACAAAUCGAUAAUUCAAAACUUAAGUAUCCAAAAGAACCCAAAAAACCGCUUCUAGAGCGGGAGAAAAAGUGUGACUUAAUCGCAAUUGUUUUAAGGCUUGUGCCUGAUUGGUUGAGGUGACAGCGUGAGUUUUGUGGGCCAUUCCCGAUGAACAAAAAAACUAAAACAGUGAAAACUCUACUCCCAAUAGUAAAUAACUUCUGCCUUGGAGAAAAGUGAGCGAUUUUAUUUUACUUCGCUUCACAAAGCUCGAAAAGUAUUUAUAAAAAAGGAAUUUAAAAGACAUUUAUCACAUUAUUGUAUGUAAUGAAUACCCAAGGAGUAAUGUGUGGAUCAGUAUCAGUAUCUGGGUAACUGCCCACCUACCCCUCCCCUAACCCAACAUUAACCUUAACUUGUUGUCAAUUGACUGUUGUUGAGUUAGAGGAGGGGUAGGUGGGCAGUUGGCAAGAUACUGAUAUUGAUCCUAAUGUGUUAAAAAGAGUAACACACCUUUCAAAUUUUGAAAAUAUUCCGGUUAAAACCUCAUUACUUCAUUUCAUUACGCGGUACCGUUCUGUUUAUAGUUGGCACUAGUUCCAAUUUAUGAAGCGAAUAUUUUUCCUGCAUUACUAUAAGAUAAAUCAUUGGUAUCAGUAAAAAUUUCGAAAUAAGUUUUUUUUUUAACUCGUGUAAUUUGUAUUCCAAUAAAAGCGUGCUACUUAA
Messenger RNA from Pocillopora verrucosa, 4000 nucleotides. Its product is annotated as patched domain-containing protein 3-like. Lineage: Eukaryota; Metazoa; Cnidaria; Anthozoa; Scleractinia; Pocilloporidae. Gene Ontology annotation, cellular component: membrane. The record is from RefSeq and is a predicted model, not a curated record.